Molecule: messenger RNA, 2329 nt
Organism: Phacochoerus africanus (Common warthog)
Lineage: Eukaryota; Metazoa; Chordata; Mammalia; Artiodactyla; Suidae
Gene: RAB3IL1
Product: RAB3A interacting protein like 1
Exons: 11
Coding region: 45-1340 (431 amino acids)
Biological process (GO): exocytosis
Cellular component (GO): Golgi to plasma membrane transport vesicle
Molecular function (GO): guanyl-nucleotide exchange factor activity
Source: RefSeq, a predicted model, not a curated record
CGCCUGGCUGUCUCCAGAGGGACCCUCGGUCCGGCCCUCCAGCCAUGGACCCGGCUAAGGAGUAUGCCGAGUGCCCUGCCCGAGGAAAGUGCCCUGUGUUCUUGGCAAUGAGCUCAGGGACUGUCCGCUACGCUCCAUCAGGUCUGGGCCCUGCACUUGAGGGGAACUUGGGAGAGCAGCUCUGGGACACAGACAGCCAAUCCCACCCGGACGAGGGCCACCGGCCACCCAUUGAAGCUGUCCCGGUCCCCUGGAAGAGCCACAGGGAGUCCCCGGGAGGCCUAGCGGAGACCCCUGCAGGGGAGGAGGCCCAAGGCGAGGAGGGCCCUGCGGCCACCCAGCUGGACGUGUCGCGCCUACGCAGCUCUUCCAUGGAGAUCCGCGAGAAGGGCUCAGAGUUCCUCAGAGAGGAGCUGCACAAAGCCCAGAAGGAGCUGAAGCUGAAGGACGAGGAGUGUGAGCGGCUGUCCAAGGUGCGGGAGCAGCUGGAGCAGGAGCUGGAGGAGCUGACGGCCAGCUUAUUCGAGGAAGCCCACAAGAUGGUGCGAGAAGCCAACAUGAAGCAGGCGGCUUCAGAGAAGCAGCUGAAGGAGGCGCGAGGCAAGAUCGACAUGUUGCAGGCAGAGGUGACAGCCUUGAAGACACUGGUCAUCACGUCCACACCAGCCUCUCCCAACCGCGAGCUCCACCCGCAGCUGCUCAGCUCCACCAAGGCUGGACCCCGCAAGGGUCACUUGCGCCAUAAGAGCACCAGCAGCGCCCUCUGCCCCGCCGUGUGCCCGGCUGCAGGACACGCCCUCACCCCCGACAAGGAGGGCAAAGAGGUGGACGCCACCCUGUUUGCAGAGUUCCAGGCUUGGAGGGAAUCACCCACCCUGGACAAGACCUGCCCGUUCCUGGAACGGGUAUACCGGGAGGACGUGGGCCCCUGCUUGGACUUCACCAUGCAGGAGCUCUCGGCCCUGGUCCGGGCUGCUGUGGAGGACAACACGCUCACCAUCGAGCCCGUGGCUUCGCAGACACUGCCCGCGGUGAAGGUGGCCGCUGUCGAGUGUGGCCGAGCCAAUGGGUUCCGGGCCCCGAUUGACACUACAUGUGCCCUGAGUGGGCUGGUCUGUGCCUGUCGCCACCGAAUCCGGCUUGGGGACUCCGAGAGCCACUACUACAUCUCGCCAUCCUCCCGGGCCAGGAUCACAGCCGUGUGCAACUUCUUCACCUAUAUCCGCUACAUCCAGCAAGGCCUGGUGCGCCAGGACGCGGAGCCCAUGUUCUGGGAGAUCACGAGGCUGCGGAAGGAGAUGUCGCUGGCCAAGCUCGGUUUCUUCCCCCAGGAGGCCUAGGGCCCGGCCCAGGCCUGGAGGGGGGCUCUGAGCUGAAGCCAACGCCCGCGCCAGGACAGACAAACAGAUGGGGUCCUGGAGCCGGCCCUGAGCCAGAAGCUGAACAGAGGGACAAAUGGCCAGGCCUUGGAUGCAGCCCUGAGCCGGCACCAAACGUCCAGCCCAGGACAAGACCUCGAAAGGUGACCUUCUCUCUUCCCUCGUGGCACUACCAGCCACCAGGAGACUUUUAAGAAAGCACCAAAGACCAAAGGGCUUGGAGCCGUGCAAAGGGGCUCAGCCCUUGGAAGGGGACCCUUAGGGCAGUCAGCACCCCCUUGCGGGUGGGUCCCUGGAGCUGCUGCCUGCCGGUGCCUCAUUGGCUGGAUCUCCAGGGUACCCCCUCCACCCCGCCCCCCCUCACCCCGGCCAGUUUCCAAGCCCUGGGUACCAGCUCCCCCUGGUGGCCAUACUUCAGCCCAUUCCCAGGUGGCUUUUCCAUCUGAAAGACCCAGAGAGCGUGUGGCUGUCCCAGGUGCCCACGGGGCAGCAGAGCCAGGAGGGGCUGGCAUGGCCUCCCCGGCUGUUUUCCAUUCCAUCCUGUAUCUGCCUGAGAAAGGCCCCCAAACGUUCUUAAGAUGUAUCAGGGUCCCAGCCCUCUCUCUUGACCUCCUCCGCCCCACCAGCUGAGCCUUAUGCUGCAGGGAACCCUGCCCCCACCACCGCUGGAAGGAUCAGGGGCACUUUUCUCCCAGAGUAAAACCCAGACGGGCCUCGGGAUGCCCAGGCCUGUUUGCAGCUGUAGACAGCCAUUCAGACAACCGGGGGCCGAGCUCCCCCAGCCCUGCACGCAGGACUGGGGCGUGGCGGGCAGGACCUGGGCCCCUCCACACCCCUCAGUCUGCUCGGGACCCGGGUCCAACCUGGACACAUCCCUCACCACGGCCGAUUUCCUCCUCUGAAUGGAAUGUAACACGAUCUCUAUUUAAUAAAGGACGGCUUUGUUGGUA